UGCUGUGGGUGCCAUAACAGAUCGGCACUGUAUCACGUAUCCAGGCUUACACUGGAAUUUCUCUGCUGAGGACGCCCUGACCUGCAUCACGCCGACUGUAUUGAACAAUGGUUGUGCAGGUGGCUACAGUGUACUCUCUUGGCUGUACUGGGUCGACCAAGGACUGGUGAGCGGAGGCGGGUACCAGACUCCUAACGGAUGCAGACCGUACCCCUACAAGCCCUGCGACCACUACGAAACGGGUACCUACGGCCCGUGCCAGGCUCGACCUGAUUUAACAUUCUGUAACAAAACCUGUGUGGCCGGCUACCCAGUGCCAUAUGAAGGGGACAAGAGAAAAGGUGCAACCGUUUAUUCACCAUAUCAAGAGACGGGUAUUCAGAGUGACAUCAUGGAGUACGGCCCUGUGAGUGCCGAUAUGACCCUCUACCAAGAUCUCCUGACCUACCGAUCAGGUGUGUAUCAGCAUAAGACUGAUCAAUCGAUUGGCCUUCUUGCGGUCAAGAUCAUAGGUUGGGGUGUGGAGAACAAUCAGAAAUAUUGGCUGUGCGUUAACUCCUGGAACUCGGAGUGGGGCGACAAAGAUUUCAGCAUGAAGCUCCUGCUUGCAGUCUUUCUCGGCUUGCUAGCCGCGGUGUCGUCUUCUCCCGUGAAGUCGCUCGAGCAGAACUUUGUCGUGUAUUCCGCGGAACUCGUGAAGAAAAUCAAUUCCAUGAAUACAACUUGGAAGGCUGGCCCCAACUUUGCCGGUGAGAAUGCUGCAUCGGUACUGGAUCGGCUCAGCACACCAGGAUUGUCACGGGAGAAAGCCCCCAAAGCCCCCAUAAUCACGCACGACAGAGCUGGUGCACCGCCUACAGAGUUCGACGCUCGUACUAAAUGGCCAAACUGUCCGUCCAUCGGUCGCGUCUAUGACCAAGGCCGCUGCAAUGCAGCAUGGGCUUUGGCCGCUGUGGGAGCAAUGAACGAUCGACACUGUAUUACGUAUCCAGGCUUACAUUGGAAUUUCUCUGCUGAGGACGCCCUGACCUGCAACCCCCCCAACCAAGCUCUUGACAACAAUGGUUGUGCUGCUGGCUUCACUUUAUUCGCUUGGAUGUACUGGGUCCAACAGGGACUGGUGAGUGGAGGCGGGUACCAGACUCCUAACGGAUGCAGACCGUACCCCUACAAGCCCUGCGACCACUACGAAAAGGGUACCUACGGCCCGUGCCAGGCUAAACCCGAUUCAACAGUAUGUAACAAAACGUGUGUGGCCGGCUACCCAGUGCCAUACGAAGCCGACAAGAGAAAAGGUUCAUUAUAUUAUAAUGUUGGAUAUACUGAGGCAGAUAUUCAGAAUGAGAUCAUGACCUAUGGGCCCGCGUCUGUCGAUAUGGACCUCUAUGAAGAUUUGCUCACCUACCGAUCAGGUGUGUACCACCACAAGUCAAAAAAUCUUCUAGGCAAUCUUGCGGUCAAGGUUAUCGGAUGGGGCGUGGAGAACAAUCAGAAAUAUUGGCUGUGUGUCAACUCUUGGAACUCUGAGUGGGGCGACAAAGGAACGUUCAAGAUCCUGCGCGGUACGUUUGAGUGUAAUUUCGAAGUGAAUGUGCGUGCAGGCCGGAUGUACAAAUAACAGCUUUGGAGGUGUUUCAGAAUUCGAUCGGCAGUAUCACCACUAACAGUUUUUCGUUUAGAUUUGUCUUUAGUAAACAGUAACAGAAGAUGAUACAAAUACAAAUAAAUAAUAUUGUAGGGUUUUCAAAAAAAAGUUACACAAAAGUACCAUAAUUAUCUUGUUUGAAUCAAUUAAACAUGCGGCAGUUUAUCCAUUUCUAUUGGUCGAGACCCUGUCACGUGGGUGGCCUUAAACACCUGUCAGCAAUGUUUAAAGGGACACCGACUGCCCAAUUAGCAAUAUUGUGCAAUAAAUCAUGAAUCACCAUAGUUUGUUGAUCAACCAUAGUGUGAGUGCCCCGUUAUUAAAUCUAAUGAGUUGCUGUAAUAACAUGAGGUUA
Messenger RNA from Patiria miniata (bat star), 2000 nucleotides. Its product is annotated as cathepsin B-like. Gene Ontology annotation, cellular component: lysosome. Bases 392 to 1618 code for a protein of 408 amino acids. Lineage: Eukaryota; Metazoa; Echinodermata; Asteroidea; Valvatida; Asterinidae. The record is from RefSeq and is a predicted model, not a curated record. The transcript has 11 exons. Gene Ontology annotation, molecular function: cysteine-type endopeptidase activity.